Molecule: messenger RNA, 23185 nt
Organism: Nicrophorus vespilloides
Lineage: Eukaryota; Metazoa; Arthropoda; Insecta; Coleoptera; Silphidae
Gene: Msp300
Product: nesprin-1
Exons: 26
Coding region: 12-23150 (7712 amino acids)
Biological process (GO): nuclear migration
Cellular component (GO): meiotic nuclear membrane microtubule tethering complex; nuclear outer membrane; cytoplasm
Molecular function (GO): actin filament binding
Source: RefSeq, a predicted model, not a curated record
AACAGGAGCGAAUGCAGAAGAAGACUUUCGUGAACUGGAUCAAUUCGUACUUAUCCAAGCGAGUUCCACCGCUUAGGGUAGACGACUUGAUUGAAGAUCUGAAAGACGGAACGAAGCUUCUCGCACUGCUCGAGGUGUUGUCCGGAGAAAAACUGCCCGUGGAGAGAGGCAGAGUGCUCCGCAGACCGCACUUCCUUAGCAACGCCAAUACAGCCCUGCAGUUCCUCGCAGGGAAACGUAUCAAACUAGUCAACAUCAAUGCCAGCGAUUUGGUGGAUGGGAGACCACCGGUCGUGUUGGGCCUCAUCUGGACCAUCAUCCUCUACUUCCAGAUCGAAGAGAACAGCAGAGCUUUGGAGUAUCUGGCCAAGUACGGAAGUACCAGCAGUUUGGAGAGUGCUGGUACCUCCUCAUCAGCCACAAAGGAUAAAUGGAAACAGGGAGCAAGGAAAACACUCUUACACUGGGUAGCCAAUGCCCUACCAAGUGAUUCAGGAAUACAAGUUAAAGACUUUGGAGCGAGUUGGCGCGAUGGUGUGGCCUUCUUAGCUAUCAUCGACGCAAUCAAAGCAAACUUGAUCAACUUAGCCGAACUGAAGAAGGAAACAAACAGAACCCGAUUGGAGACGGCGUUCGAUGUUGCCGAGAACGAGCUAGGAAUCUCAAGACUAUUAGAUCCAGAAGACGUGGACGUACCAAAACCAGACGAAAGAUCCAUCAUGACUUACGUGGCGCAAUUCUUGCACAAGUAUCCGGAGCCAAAGAGCACCGGACCGGAUGCCAUUGCCGCCAUCCAGGAAGAAUACAACGAGCUGCACGCAUGGCUCAUGAAGAAGACCCAAUACUUGGAACAUCUUCAGCAGACGAACUCCCUUCCCCUCGACUACAACGAGUAUCUGGCGUUCAGAGGGGACGUCGAUGAGAAGCAGUUGGUCUUCGACCGAUUGAGGACUAUGAUCGAAUCUCAGAGCAUGAUUUCGAUCACGAAAGAAUCCUGGAGCGACGUAUCCAGACUCUGGAAUUUACUGGAGCAGCAGAUGCGCUACUGGCUCUGGCUGCUCGACUCGCGUCUUCCUGGUGACUUCAGGGUUGUAGGCGAGUGGCUCGCAAAGGCGGAGAAAUUAAUCUACAACGACGAUAUACCGACCACGAUGAACGAAGAGACGGCGUCAAUUAUCAGCAGGAAACUGGAGGAGCAUAAAGCCUUCUUUGUUGACCUUCCCACAAUUCAAGCCAAAUUCUCGCAGGCUUGCGAGGGGCCUUUGGCCCGUGAAGUGCCUUCCUCUCAGCUAAAUACCAUGGCUCAGAGACUUAACGAUAUUGGACCGAAAGCUGCUCAGCGCAGAGUCAGACUCAAGUUCCUCGAACAUAAAUGUUGCCUUAUUGCAUUUUUGCAACUGACAGAAACCAAGCUGAGGGCGUGGACCGCCAAGUACGGUCGUUUGGAGAAGGUCGUCCAGCUGCUCGAACAGUACAGAAACUUCGUUUCCAAAAACCACAUUUUCCAGGAAUUCAACAAAGCGUUCAUCGAUAUGCAAGCUGUCAUUGAGGAAUACAAGCGGGACGGAAAUAUCGACAAGAAAGAAUCGAUCGAAAUCGACAAGUUCAUCCGAGAUAUUGGAGAUAGAUGGAAGAACGUUUCCAUGGAGCUGCGCUGCGUGCAAAGCAUGCUUGAAGAAGUAGUAGCCUACUGGAGACGCUGGGAUUCCCUUUCAGUGGAAUUCGACGAAUGGCUCAAUAAAGCUGAACCAGCUCUAAAGCUUCCCGAAGAAGAACGCAUGGAGUUCUUCCAGGACAUCAGCGUUUGGAGAGACAAGUACCAAUUGCUAGGUGACACCGUGAGCUUCCUGAUAGCCACAUGCGAAGAUAAAAUCGCCAUGCAAUUGAGGGACCACUAUAGCAACAUGACCGAAAGAUGGGAGAAAUUGUAUCCACACGUGAACAAGUACAGUCAUGCAGGUGAUAUCCUGAGAAACCGCAAAGAUUUCAGAGCCGGAGUUGAAAUGUUAUCCACAUGGCUGAGGAAGGCCGAAAAGACGUUGGCAAACCAAGAAUUGGGAUCGACGAAUCGCAUCCAAGAACAUCUAAACGAAUUGCAGAAGCUGCAAAGCGAAGUUGAAGGCGUAGAAACGCUCUUUAAAAACAUCAGCAAAACGUUCCAAAUGCUUAUCCAAGAUUUGGGACGCGACGAAGUUGACACUAUGAUGACUACACUGAAGCACGAGAAAGAGGCUCUGGUGAAAGUGCGCGCAUUGAUCCCAAUGCAGCUGCACCUUUUCAAUCAACUUUUGGUGCAGCAACAAUCGUUGGAGGCUGGCCAAAAGGAGAUUAAUCAAUGGCUCGACGAAGCCGAAGAGCAUUUGCGAAAGCUCAAUUUGGUUGGAGAUAAGGAGAACCUUAACAAGCAACUAGAGAAACACAAGCAAUUCUUUACUCGCACCUUCUACUACAAAUCAAUGCUCGAUAGCAAGAACAAAGUUCUCAGGAACAUCGUUAAAUCUGUAGAUCAGAGUGCUAGUUUAGACGUUGUUGAGACAAACUCGAAGAUGGAGCAACUAAAUGACCGUUUUGAGUACGUCACGAAGAACGCAUCCAUCUGGGAACAAAAGCUGCAAGAGGCUUUGCGUUGUUGGUUUAACUUCAGCUCUAGCGAGCGGGUUAUAUCUGACUGGCUAAACAAAGCGGAGCAGCUCAUUUCCGAAAGACACAUCGACUCCAAGCAAGCAGUCGAGAUGCACAAGAACUUCUUCGAGCGUGUAAACGAACGCUGGAUUCACGAUCUUGUGCAGAGCGCCCAAGAUCUCUGCAAUAGUCUUCCCAAUGAACAACACAAACCUAUCAUCCACUCGGUGGAAAAAUUACAAUCCAAAUGGAAAGAAGUUCUUUCUUUCGCGCCACUUCAUCUUAUGCGACUCGAAUUUCGCCUGGACGAAUCAUCCUUUAUCUAUUACAUCAAGAAAAUCGAAGAGGAGAUCAGCUUCGAGCAGCAAGCGUUCAAUAAGCAAGAGAACGUGGAUACUAUUAUCGGUAGAAACAAGGAUUUCUUUUAUCCUGAAGGUGUGUUAUUGGAAGCCCGCAGAUGCUUGGAGAAUCUCAAGAAAAUCUCAACCACUUUCGCUCAGUACAGACCCGAAGAUCAGACUCUUUUGGAGGCUUACUCGAGGGCAGAGCAAAGCUGGAAGACCGUCAACGUUAAAGUUGAAAGUCUUAAAGAUCAAUUGGACCAAGUCCCAGAAAAAUGGAACAAAUACUACGAGAAAUUCAACGCUAUGGUAACCUGGAUGGAUCAGGUCGAUGCCACAUUGAAAAACAUUCUAAACGAUGUCAAUAACAUGGAGGAGUUCGAACGAGAGAAAGCCGUCUUCCAGAAUAUUUGCAAAGACGCCGAUGCCAAACGUGAAGAUAUGAAGUGGUUGGUGCAAACGCUAGAUGCACUCACUUCACACUGCCCCGAAAGCCAAGCGAUGCUUGAGCAGAAGAAACUUGAACAUCUGAUCACUCGCUAUAAGAACUUAAUUCCGACCUUGGAAAUCACCAUGGUCAAGACGGAUGUGCUCUCGAAGUGCUACACUUACCGCCGCGAGGUGCGCGAAGUUUGCAUCCUUCUCAAACGCGUCAAAGAGCAAUCCAUCGAGCAACCACCACCUGAAAGUCUCGAAACCAUCACUCAACUAAUCAGACAACAGGAAACUGCCAUAAGCCAAUUAGAUUUGCAGCGUCCAAACAUCAUGUGCAUGCUGCAAAGAGGCAAGGAAUUGUCGAGCGAUACCAACGCUCCAGCGUUCGUUAAAGACGAAGUUAAGACUUUGGAAAUUGGAUGGACGGAAGCCUUUGAUGAAACAGCGAAUAGUUUAAGGAAGUUGAAGAGCACUCAAACCUUAUGGUCGAACUAUUCCCAUCAAAAAACCGAAAUCUUGGAGCUGUUGGCCAAGGCUGAUUUGGACUUGAAGCGCCUAGCCCCUGGACAAUACAACUCGAGCAACUUAGCUUCAGAAUUGCAAGCCAAACAGGAGAUGGCCAUUCACUUGAGAGAGAUGACCGAAGAGUUACUGAGACGUCUGCGCGAUCUAUGCAGCAAAUUAGCAGAAAUUGCACCCGCUGAUAAGAAGUUUGAGCUUCAGCAAGAAGUCACAACUAUCGAAAGACGUCUACAAACCACGUUGGAACAAGUCCAAAGUCGCGUUAUCUACUUGGAAGACUUUAACGAUAAAUGGAACUCCUUCCAAAAGAGCAUAUCUGAGUUACAGCACUGGACUGUGCAAAGCGCUCCUCAACUGUUGAGCGCUGCCCACGAAGACAACAUCGCUCCAGAAGAUCGCGUUGCAAAAACUGAGUUGUUGCAGAAAGAAAUCAUCCAUAAGAUAAAACUAUUAGAUUCGUUGGGAAGCGAGGCCAGGGAAUGGCUGCCCGAUAACAAAGAGAACGAGGAAGCCCUCAAGAUGAAGGCCGAUAUGGUUGCAUUACAGGAGAAGGUUGUAGCUAUUAAAGGCAAUGUAGAAAGUCAAGCAGCUUUGGUGAGUAAAGAUUUAGCCACCUGGCAGCAGUACCAGAGCAACCUGAACGAAAUCAGGCCGUGGGUUGAGAAGGCUGAGAUCAAAAUUAAUAUGGGUACACCAAAACCAGCAACAAUUGAAGAGGCCAUCCGCAUGCAGAAAGAGAACCAACAAUUUGCAACGGAAUGCGGUAGCAAUGCUGGUAGAUUACAAGGAAUAUCUUCGAUUUGCGAACAAAUUAAGACGAAAACUAACGCAUCUGAUGAAAUUGAUGCUAUGAAGUCUAGAUUCACCAUAAUCCAAGGUGCUACUAGUCAAGCAGCAACGAAACUUGAUAAACUCAUCAACAAUUGGAAUGAUUUUGAUGUCAAUGCCAAGAAAUUGGAGAGCUGGGCUAUUGAAGGUCAAAAGUCUUUGAAGACCAAGGUUAUCAACUUAAAUACACCCGAUGUCGAUAAAUUGGAGCAGGAGUUGUCCAAACUAAAGGCGUUCAACAAUGAGAUAUCUGAGCAACAGGCGAAGCUGAUUUCGCUCACCCAACACUCAGAUUCAGUUGCGCAUGGACUUAGCCCAGAGGGUGCAGUUUUGGUGAAGAAUCGCGUUCACGAUUUGAAAGCCAACAUCAAUCAACUUGGUGAUAGUGUCAGGGCGAAGAUCAAUGAUGUCUCGGACGCUAUCCUAUCUCGUCACGAGUUCCAGACCAAACUUGAAGAAUUUACCUCUUGGGUCGAUAAACUGAAUGGAAAUAUCGCCCAAAUUGAUGAGGUCAAAGCAGAUAAAGUUGAUUCUACUUUGAUCACCAUUCAUUCUCUGCUCCAAGAUUACUCCGAUAAGAAACCGACGUUCAGCGCGAUUUACGAAGAAAUUGAAAGCAUCACUUCAAAGACACAACCACAAGAAAGCGAUUUACUGCGAGAGGAAUACUCAAAGCUGGUUGAAAACUACAUCAAGAUUGAGAAUAACUUGAAGAACAAGAAGGCCGAACUCGAGAAAUGGGCCGAACUCCUCAGAUGGUGCAACGAGACCAACCAGCAACUCAGUCACAUCAAAUACCAAAUCGAAAGCCAAAAGUCUCAUCCCGAAGAGUUGAAGAUCAUUUCUACCGACAUCGAGACGAUUAUCACGAAACUGAUUACCUGGAAACAAACUGCUACUUCCAUAGACUCUUCCCCAACGAUCACCAUCCUCGAUGGUACAGGUAAUCCAACGACCGCAGAGAAAUUGGUCAGGGAAAUCGAAGUUAAAGUAAUCAACUUCAAGACGCAAUUAGGAGAAAAGCUUAUCAGCCUCAGUGAGCUAAAGAAGCACUGGAACAAGUUCGAUGACCUCCAGAAGCAAGUUAACAAUAAUUUGGAAGCUAUCGAACAAACCAUAGUAACCAUCGAUUCAGAUAUAAAGAAACCAACCGAUCUUCAAGCGGCAGUUGAUAAGAUCAACGCUCUUAUAGAAUCGCAAUCACAAGCGUCCAAAGCGCGCGAAGAGUUGCGUAAAGAGGGACAACUACUCAUGAAGCAAGACACCCAGAACGUAACCAUAAUCCAGAACAUUCUCUCAACCAUCGAGAGCAGUUGGGACAAAUUGCACGGAACGAUGCGCGACCAAAAGAUGAAAUACUCCGACAUCCUCUUCGCAUGGAACGAAUUCCAGGAGGCCAAGGAUAAAAUCGAAAGUGAAAUUGGUAAAAUUGAAGAAGUCUGCAACAGUAUUCGUACUCCGGCCGAUCUGAUUGACGCGAAUCUCAACGCGGAGAAAGCCAAGAAAACUCUCGACUCUCUAAAGAAGACUAAGUCAAUUUUGGACAAGAUGGAUAGCAAAGGAGAAUCCAUCAUCAAAAAAUCCGUUGGUAUCGAUGGAAUGGCUCCGGCCAUUCGCAACGAAUUGCAAGAAACACACACUCGUUGGUCGAGAGUCCACGACAACGUUCUGAAAUUGGUGCAGACCACCGAAUCUCAGGCCGUCAUCUGGAAGCAUAUCCAAGACACGAAGAACAAACUAUACCAAUGGCUCAACGAGCAAAACAACAAUUUGGCCACAGCCAUCGAAAAACCCAACGAACUGGAGGCUGGUCAAUCUAAGUUAAUGAAAUAUAAGGAGGAGUUGCCUCAGUAUCUCUCUCUGAAGCAGAACAUCCCAACUAAAUAUAAGCAGCUGAUCCAAUUAUCAGACUCGAAGGAUAUCUCCAAUCUGGACACACUGAUGCAGCUUCUCGAAGAUCAGUUCGCUGAGGUCAAGAAGAACGCCGACAAAUUGGAAAGCGUUAUCUCGAAAUUCGGCGAAAAGGAGAACUCUAUCCGCGCUUCCAUGAAAGAAGUCACGAACAAGAUUUCGACGAUCCGCGAGGACAUCAUUAAAUGCGAUGAUCUUUCCGGAGAUAAUUCCAAAGUUUUGGAGAGGUUGAUCAAAUUGCAGAAGCUCAAAACAGAGCUGCAGAAUUGCGAACCGGAGAUCAUCCAAAUUGGAACGAAAAUUCAGGAUAUGAAAGCCACGUACCCAAGUAUUGCAGAAGGCACCUUACCUAAAGAACAGCAAAAUCUUAAGAAACGAUUCGAUGUCGUAUUGCAACAUACAAUUAAAAUCGAAAAUUCAUUGUUGGUAUUCUUGAAGAAAUACCACAGCGACAAAUACGGAGCUUUGCAGCGCUUGAUCCAAUCCCACAAGGAAAAAGUGCAAUGGUGCAAACCAGAACCUGCUAACGAUAGAUACAAUUUGGAGUUGAAAUUAAAUGCUCUGAUUCCGAUCAAGGACGCUUUGAACGAUUGUUCUGUGCGUAAAGAUGAGUUGGAAAGUUCCUUGAAGAUCUUGGAGAGCGUAGAAACACCUGAAAGUAUAAAGGCGCUCCACGCCGAGAAGGAGAAUCUCCUGAAAGAUUUGCAGGAUUUGGAGGACAAUUAUAAUAGGACAAAGGAACUUUUGGAGCGCAACAUAAGUUUGCACCAGAAGUACGAUAAAUUAAGUGAAUCAGUGUCGAAUUGGCUCAAGAAUAUUGAGAACAAGGUGCGGGCUGAGAGCACUCCUCAAGUUGAUAUGAGUAAGGUGGAUGAUAAAAUCAAGGAGAUUCAGGCGCUGCAGAAGACAACCUCUGAGCACGGUGCUGAAUUGGAGGAGCUCACAACUUUGGGCGAAGCGAUGUUGAAGGAAGUCUCCGAAUCUCGCAUUAAACAGUACGUGCAUCACCUGAAUACCAGAUACCAAGCUGUGACUAAAUUCUUGAGUAACUACUUAGACAAAUUGCGCGAGUUGAACGAUUAUAAGAAGAUGUACGGUGAUAGCAUCAAGGAAGUUGAAAAUUGGUUAGUGGAAGCUGAAACCAAGGUGAAUUCGUUCAAGAAGUUUACUGCGAGUGGAUCUAAACCUAACAAAGGAACUUUAGAGGAGCUGAAGAAGUUCGCUGUUGAAAGAGAACGUGGACAGGCCUUGUUGAACACUGCCGUCGAGUAUGGCGAGGCUCUGUUCUCUGGAAUUACACCUGAGAAUCGUGACACCAUUCGUACUGAAUUAAGAAAUCUUCGUGACAAAUCGGAAGCUUUAAUCGACCAGGUUAACACUAUCUACAAGCAAGUCGAGAGCAUUCUGAUGCAGAGGCAUUCAUUUGACGAUAGCCUUGCACAGGUGAAGCUGUGGAUUGAUGAGUGCAGUGCCAAACUGAGUGAUAGCAUGGAAUUGGAUGCUACUUUACCUGAAAAGAAAGAUACUUUACACAAGUAUCGCAGCAUGUUGCAUGACGUUAAUUUGCACAAGAAUCUGCUGCAGCAACUGAAAGAUAAAAUUAAGGAUUUAUCUGAUUCGGAAGCAGACUCAAAAUUAGAUGAGAAUCUGAACAACUACAAUAAGCUUUCGGAUGAUGUAAACGGACGUGUAAAAUUAGCCGAGAAUUAUGUGACGAAUCACGAGGCCUAUAACCAAGUAUUGGAAAAAUGCAGAGACUGGUUGAGUGCCUUAACAUCCGAAGCUGCCCUUUUAGUCGAUGAGACUUCUUCGGAAUCCGCAGACGCUCGUCUAACCAUCGUCGAGAAUUUACUGAGCCAAAAGGACGAAGGCGAUAAAAUCAUCUCUUCGUGCAAGAAGCAUUUGGAAACAGUGAUCAAACAGACAUCCCCACCCGGACAUCCGCCACUCAUCAACGGCUUCGAGGAACAGGCCAGCAACUGGCAGAAAUUCUUGAGCAUGUGUUCCGACGCUAAGGUAAAGCUGAACGACAUCUACAGCAAAUAUUCGCAGUUCGAGGCUAUAGUCGACGAUCUGGAAAUUUGGCUGAAGCAGAAGGAAAUCCAGGUCAAGGAUCAGAGCCUGAGAAGCACAGAGGAAACCAAAUACGCACACCUCACCAAACUAAGAGAACUUGAAGAAGAGAUUCUAACGAAGAACGCCGACUUUGAUAACGCGUCCGAACUUGCGCAAAGCUUUGAAAUCGACACUGAAUUAUCCAAUAAGGUCUCGCAGUUGAUUUCUCGUUACCAUACUGUGAAGAAUUCCGUCAAGGAUGGAAUCAAUCGUUAUGAUGGAUUCCAUAAAGAACAUAAAUCGUUCAACGAGGAUUAUGCACAAUUCCUCAAGUGGCUGUCAGAAAAGGAAACUGAACUGCAAGAUAUGAGUCACAUCGUAGGUGAUCUGGUCGUGCUUCAAGAUAGGCAGCAAAAGAUCAAGGAAAUUCUUGAGGAAAAGAACCAGAAAAUUGGUAUUUUCGACGACCUUUCCGAUCGAGGUGAGAAAUUAUAUUCGCACACAUCUCCUGAUGGCCGAGAAAUAAUCAGGCAACAGUUGAGGAAUAUGAGAACCAUCUGGGAUGGAUUUGGAGAUGACGUUCAAACGGCUCUGAACAAGCUGGAGCAAUGCUUGAUGCAAUUCGCCGAUUUCACUGCAACGCAAGAACAACUCACUAAAUGGUUGAAGGACGUCGAAAGGGCAAUGCAACAGCAUACAGAACUCAAGACUACUCUGCAAGAGAAAAGAGCCCAACUGCAGAACCACAAGAUUAUGCACCAAGAGAUUAUGUCGCAUCAACAACUGGUGGAAUCCGUUUGUGACAAGGCUCAACAAUUGGUCGAUCAGACGCAAGACAAAUCACUGAACAUUUAUUUACAAUCUAUUAAGCAAUUGUUCCAAAGCAUUGUCGAUAAAUCGCAAGAUCUUUUGAACAAUCUUGAGGAUUGCGUCGAUAAGCACAACCAAUUCAAUUCAAGCAUUAGCGCUUUCAAGGAAUGGAUUGCAAGUGAAAAUGAGAAGCUCCACGAGCUUGAAGACUUAUCUGGAGAGAAGAGCGAUAUUCUGGCUCGUCUUUCCACCAUUAAAUCUCUUAAAGACAACGAAAGCGAAGGCAACAAGAAGUUGGAUGCUAUUUCCCAACAGUUAGAAGGCAUGGUAUCCAGUACUGCACCAAAGGGUAUUGAAAUCUGUCAAGAAGAUAUCGAAAACCUGAGGAAGGUACUUAAACAAUACUUGGAAGAUAUUGACAAGGUCAUGGAAAAGCAGGAGAAUAGCCUGACCCAAUGGAAGGAAUUCGAGAAUGGUUUGGAGGAUUUGAAUAACUGGUUCAAGACUACAGAAGUCAAGUUUAGGGAUCAACCAUUGCAAACUACUCUUUCUGAGAAGGAAGCCAAGUUGAAGAACAUCAGCAUUGAGAGGGAUUCUGUUGCUGCUAAAGAGAAGGAAAUUGAUGCCUUCAUCGAUAAGAGUCACACCCUGGUUCAGUCAAGUGGUUCCCAGCGCAUCAAACCGCUUAUCUCUAACAUAACCACACGUUAUCAAACUCUGCACACGCUCAGCAAAGAUGUCAUGAAUAGAUGGCAAAGUUUGGUCGAUGAUCACCACAAGUACCAAGACAAAUUGGAGGAAGUUUCAACCUGGUUGACACCUCUGGAAGAGCACUUGGCUACUCUUCAACAUGCAGAAUUGGCUGAUAACAUUGGAGCCACCACCAACAGAUUGCAAGUGUUGCUCACAGAGAAAGAUAACGGAGAGCAUAAAGUCAACAGUCUGACUAUUAUGGGUGAAAGAUUGUUCCCAGAUACCGCAGCUCAAGGUAGGGAAAUCAUCAGAACCGAACUAAGGGAUAUCAGAAGCAGAUGGGACAAACUAGAUGAAGGCAUCAAACAGCAACAGCAUCUUGUCGAAUCCCAAUCGUUGCAGAUAAAUUCAUAUAAAGACAUGCUACAACAAGUUCUCACUUGGUUGGAUUCCAUGGAGAAGGUUGUUCAAACCGAUCCGACCUCAUGGACGACCGUGCAAGAAGUUAGAGCCAAGCUCCUUAAGCACAAGACUACUUUACAGGAAAUCAUAACUCACAAGAGAAUAAUAGAAGGUAUUACCGAGAAAGCUCAAACGUUGAUCCAGUUAUCGAAUAACAAAGAGAAGAUCGCCGAAGUCGAGGAUAACGUCAAAUCCAUCAACGAGCGUUACCAUAACCUUCACAAAAAUGCCCAAACGAUCAUCAAACAAUUGGAGGAUUGCUUAGAGGUUUACCAGCAAUUCUACGAUGCCCACAAGGCACAUCAAGACUACCAGAAGCAAUUGUGGGAUAAGCUUACCAGCUAUUCUGAUUACGGCGGAAACAAACAGAUGUUGGAGGAACGUUUGAGCAAGGUAAUGCAGAUCCAGGACAACCUACAGGACGGCAAGAUCAAGCUCAAGGAACUCGAGGACCAGAUCAAGAACAGAAUCAGUAUUCUACCGGUACGUGCUCAGGACUCGAUGAAGAAGGACUACGAGAACUUGAAGUUCGAUCUGGAGAAGUUCGGAACCUCCUUGAACGAAGUCAUUGCUAACAUCGAGGAUCGUCUUAAGCAGUGGAACGACUACGAGUCAACUCUAGAUAGAUUGGUGGCUUGGUUGGCUGAUGCGGAGAUGAUCCUGAAGACAUACGGUUUCAGGAACACUUUGGAGGAGAAACAAGAACAACUCGAUAGAUACCAGGAGUUAUCUAAAGCGACUGAAUCUCGCAACCAGGAGGUGAAGAACUUCGUGAAUUUGUCAGAUCAUCUGGAACAAGCCUUGAUACUGAGCCUGAGACAGAACGAGGCAGAUUUUGAUAAGUUGGCAGACGAAUCUACAGAGCUUGUCCACAGCAGCGGAGACACCAGGAUAUCUGUGAACGUGCAGCAGGUAACAUCCAGAUUCCAGUCGAUCCAGAAUACCGCAAGAGAGAUCGUCAAGAAAUGCGAACAAGCUGUCGCAGAUCACAAGCUCUUCAACGAGAAAUACAGGCAAUGUUCCGAUUGGAUUGCCGCUGCACAAGCUAGGUACGACAUUUGUCAGGAGAAUAUCAAAACUGGAGGUCGUAAGAUUCUCGCCGAGCAAAUCAAAGUUCUUGACGAGUUAAUUUCGCAACAGAACAGUGCCAACUCUUUACUGAACAACACCAUUGAAUUAGGUGAAAAACUGUACAAGAGUACGGCUUCAGAGGGCCGCGACGUGAUCAGCAAUCAGCUGCAAGAGUUGCAACAGGCCUUGGAGGCGCUUUACGAUGGUAUUAACAGCACCGAUCGCGAAAUCAAAGCUAAACUAAGCAGAUGGAGUGGUUUUGAAGAAUGUGCGGAUAACAUCAAGAAAUGGUUGAAGCAAGCAGGAAACCAGCUACCUCAAGAACUUGAAUUGAAAGCAACGCUCGACGAAAAACGGGCUCAGCUGCAAAUUUACAGGACUUUGUUGCAUGACGCUACCACGCACCAGGAAGAUAUAAUCGAUCUGCGUGAGAGGGUGGAAAGUCUGCCUGAAGUCAAUGAGAAAAUCAACAACCAAUUGGUCAGCAUUACCAAUCAACACGCGAAGAUCUUGAAGAGAGCGCAGAACUUCGUAGAAAGGUACGAGGUGAUCGUCAACGAUCACCAACACUUCAACAAGACCUUGCAGGACAUCCACGAAUGGAUGGAAAACACAUCAGAGUUCGUUUCACAAUGGGGCGACGUAGAUUUGGAGAGGAUCGUUCUCAUUUCCAAUUUGGAACGUUUAAAGAAUCUCCAAUCGACUAUUCAAGAGGAAGAAUCCAGGAUUGCCAAUAUGCGCGCUUUAGGUGAUAAGGUUAUCCCUGGUACAGUUGACCAUGGACAACCAGCCGUGAGGAGCGAAAUCGAUACAUGCCAACAAGAAUGGGCUGCUCUCAUCUCGAAGAUUUCAACGCUUAUCGAAACUCUGGAAACCAAACUCCAACAUUGGUCUGAGUUUGAAGCUCUCAAAGAAAAGGUUAUGACGUGGAUUCGGGAUACCGAUACUACCUUGCAUUCCGUAGAUCUUAAGGCCACCGCGAACGAGAAGCAAGCUCAAUUGGAGAUUCUCAAAGGGCUCCAAGGUGAGGUCAGGGCUAAAGAGCUGGAAAUUGAUUCUGUUACGGAAAAGGCUCAGCAAUUGAACAAAGGACUUGGAAAUAGGAAUUCCCAAAUCUCAGAGUUGGGCGUCAAAUACCAACAGGUCUGCCACAAAGUCAAAGAUUUGACAUCCCGUUGGCAGCAGUACGUUAACAGCCAUCAAGACUUUAACAAUAAGGUUCAGCAAUGCGAACACUGGCUGGACGACACCAAGAAGAAACUGAAUUAUUGCUCGGACGUCAGCACCGCUUCGCAGAAGGACCUUGAAAAGAAGAUGGCCAUUCUGCAGGAUCUGAUCGUAUUCAAGGAAGAAGGUUUUGGAAAGAUCCAGAAUCUGGUGGAAUCCGCGCAAACCGUUCUAGCAAAUACCGCCCCCGAAGGUCACGCAGACGUGAACAACACGUUAGCAAAUCUGUCGGAUCAGUGGUCAUUCUUGGCUUCGAAGAUGAUUGAAACUAAGGCCAUCCUCGAUGACGCCCUCACUAAAUGGGCCGGACUACUGGAACAAUCGAAAGGACUCAAUAAGACCAUCGAAUGGAUGCAAACACAAUAUGAUGAGCUGAUUGAAUUCCAAUCCUCCAUUCCCGAGAAGAAGGCACAGUUGGACAGAAUCCAAAACGUCGAGGAGAAAGUCAGAUGCGAUAAGAUCGAAGUCGACAAUUUGAAGAUCAAGAUUGGCGAGAUGCUGGCCAGCAAACAGCAAGGUCAAUCCGCCGUCGAAGCUAAAGAAAUCUUGGAUAAAUUCGAUGACCUCGCAAGCAAAAUCAUUAAAUUAUUAUAUGAAAGGGAACAUCAGUUCAGAGAUCAUAAAACUUACAAGGAAGCUUAUGAUGAGUUCCAAAGAUGGUUAACAAGAGCCCAAGAGAAGGUACCGCAGAUCAAGCAGAAACCAAUUGGUGAUAAACUAUCUGUGGAAACUUUCGCCGGACCUUUAGAUGCUUUGCUUAAUAAGCAAGCCCAAGGUGAAGUGCUUCUGGAUAAUUUGGAGCAUACAGCACAAGUCAUUUUACCAAGUACCAACAAACAAGGACAAGAAAGCAUUAACAACGAUAACAGAGCUCUUCGCGAAUGCUUCGAGAGGUUGUUCAAAGAUUUGCGCGAACAACGUAACAAAUUGGAAGUAGUGCUGUUGCAUUGGCGCGAUUACAAGGAUGAAUAUGAGAGACUCUCCGAUUGGCUUCAACAGAUUGCCAUUUUGACCAAGAACCAAAAGAUCGCCUUAUCCUCCAAUUUAGAAGAGAAGGCGAAGCAAGUGCAAGAUGUUAAAGAUAUCCUCAAAAAGUUGGAUGAGGGCAAGAAAGAUAUUGAGAAAUUCAACGAAUCCUCAAAGAAACUGCUGAAUUCUCCACUCGAUAUUUACGUAAACAAUCAACUGCAAAGUUUGAACUCGCGUUACCAAGUCGAGUUGAACUUGGCAAAGGAUGUGCUCAAGAAAGUGGAAACUAAUCACGAACAGCAUAAACAGUACAACGAUAAUUUGGAAAAGAGCAGAGACUGGAUCGAGAAGGCAAGAGAAUUGAUCAGGAACUGCUCUGAAUCUUCUUCGAACUCGAGCAAGGAGGUGCUUCAAUUGCGUUUGGAAGAAAUUCAGAAGCUUCUGCAGAAACGCGAGGAAGGUCAAAACCUGGUGCACACGACAAUCAAUAGCGGUGAAAAGGUGCUAAGGAAUACUCGAUCUGAUGGACGCGAAAGAAUCAAUGGUGAGAUCAAGGAACUUCAAGCCGACUGGGAGAAAUUGGUCAAGAAGAUGUCCACGGCUAAGGUUCAUCUGGAAACUAGCUUACUGCAAUGGGCCGAUUACGAUUCUUCGUAUUCGCAAUUGCAACAAUGGAUUACGGAUCGCGAGGCCAAGUUGCAGCAGGUCACCGAGCAAAAGGUUGUUGCUAAGAAGGGUCAAAGCGGUCUGAGCUCUUUGCCAAUCGGCGAAAGGAAGGCAACUCUACGAGAAACUAACAGCAUCGUUCAAGAUAUAGUGUCGUUCGAACCUAUGAUUCAAUCAGUAACGUCAAAGGCUGAGGAUUUGAUGCAGGGAGCCCCCGCAUCGGAGAUAUCUACCAAGUACCAAUCUCUUUCUAAACAAGCUAAGGAGUUGUACGAGAAGCAGAAGGAGACUGUGGAACAGCAUCAAGCGUUCGUCGAUGCCGCAAACGAUUUCGUGCAAUGGAUCAGAGUGUCAAAGGAGCGCUUAAGUAAAUGUUCAGAACCGACAGGUGACAAAGAGAGUUUGGCUUCUAAGCUUUCUCAACUGAAGAUCCUUCUCAAUGAAUUGCCGGCUGGUCAAAAGAAGUUGGAGUUUGCUUUGGAGCAAGGAGAAACCGCUCUUCAAUGCGCCGAAGAGAAGGAUAAGGAAAUCAUUGAAGAAGAGAUUGGUCUCCUUCAAGAUGAUUACGAUAGUUACGUGGAAUGCACGACCAAGAGUAAGAAUCUUCUUGAAGUCGGUAUUGUCAAAUGGACGGAAUACGAAGAACACUAUCAAGACGCUAUGGAAUGGAUUGCGCAGACUGAAGAGUUGGUGCAAUCUUACAAUAAAUUGCAGGAUAGUCUGGAAGAGAAGCGCAUGGUACUGGAACAGUUCCAAGUGCAGUUGCAGACUUUGUUCGACUGGCAAAAGGAAUUGGACAGGCUCAACAUGAGAGCCCAAGUUCUUUUGGAAACUUGCGCAGACACAAGGAUCAGCAACGCCGUCACCCAAAUGUCCACCAAAUACAACGCUUUACUAUCAUUAGCUAAAGAAGUGAUGCGUCGUUUAGAAUUGCACUAUCAAGAGCAUCAACAACACAGCACGCUCUACCAAGAAUGCCAGGAUUGGGUGUUCAGGACCAGAGAUAAGCUUAACGAAUGUUUCGAAAUCCCCAAUAGUCUCAACGAGGUCAACAACAAGUUGCAGAUCGUUAAAGGAAUCCGCACUAUGCUGGAACAGGGCCAGAACAAACUCCGUUACAUUUUGGAACUCAAGGAACGCGUCAUCAUGAAUACAGAGCAAAGUGGAGCGGUUAAGAUCCAAGAGGACACUGAAACUCUUAAGCAGGAUAUGGAAAAACUGCUGGUGGACGUGAACGAAGCCCGCAAUCGUUUACAAAAUCGCGCCACACAACUGGAAGACAUUGCCAAAGCCCACAAGAUUCUCAUCGAUUGGCUUGUGGAGAUCGAAACCCAAACGCAGGCCGAAGACGAGUUCCUGAACGACCUCAGCGAGAAGAAAGCUCAUCUAGAGAAGUUUAAGAACAUCCAGAAGGAGAUUGGCACUCACUCCGAGUUGGUCGAUAAACUGAAAUCAAAAUUAGCCGAACACACUAUGUUGAAAACUACCGAAUACGAUGUUUCUUUCAAAAAAUACGAAGACUUGAAAACUUUAGUAUCAACCACCAUCUCCAACUUGGAGGAUCAAGUGAAAGAACACGAGAAAUACAAGCAAUCUUAUCAAGACGCUUACGAAUGGAUCAGAAAGACCAGAAUCGAAGCUCAACAGUGCUCCGAUUUGCACGAAGAGCUCGACAAGAUCAAAGAAAAGGAAAGCAAAAUAGCCAAAAUUAUAGAAUCGAUUCCCGAAUGCGAUGAUUUGGUUCACAAGACCAUCGAAUUGAGCAUUUCGGUCAUGAAGACUACUGGAAAUGAAGGCAAGGACAAUAUCAAAUUGGAAAUCGAGCAAUUAAACAAUGAAUGGGAAGCUCUUCAAUACAUAUGCAAGGAAACUGGAAGAUGCUUGAAUAAAUGCAUCGAAGCCUGGAAAGAGUACACCGAUUUCUACAACACAAUGAAAAUAUGGAUUGAGGAGAACCAAGCGCUGGUUGAUAAAGAGAUCGAAGCUGACAAGAAGACCCCUGAGGAUCUGAAGAAAUGCAAGGAGUUGCUGGAGAAGAUCGUUGCAGGUAAACUGGACAUGGAGCAGUUGAACGAUUACUGCGAAUGUCUGAUGGAGCAGAGUGCUUCCAGCUGGGUCCGGGAUCAGACCGUGCAACUUCAAGGUGCUUACACCAGUCUUUUAACGAGUGCUCAAGGCUUGGUUUCCAAAGUGGAGAAGAACCUUUCCGAUCACACUGAAUUCCUGAACGCCAAAAAGGAAUUGGAGCAGUGGCUGUUCGAUGUGCACGCCGUCAUCCAAAAUUGCAUAGGCGUCGGUGACGAGGAGACCUUAAACGAGAAUAUGAACAAGAUCAAGCAAGUUGCUAUCUCUAUUCCGGAAGGACAGGUUUUGGUCACAGCCUUGCAGGAUGCUUUCGCUAAAGCAAUUGAUACUACACCUGCUGAUAAACAGGAUGCUUUGAGGGACGAUAUGACCACUUUAAGGAAUAGCUGGGAUCAACUCUCCAUGAAUGUUACCACUAUUCAAGCUCAGGUGAAGGCUUCACUCACCAGAUGGGAAGAUUACAACGAAUCGAUUAAACGUUUCGACGCUUGGUUGAUCGAGAUGGAGGUCAGUCUGAAGGACAAACCACCAACUAGGGGCGAAUUGAGCGAAAUGAAAACUCUUCAUGAGAGAUACAAGAAUAUGCACACGGAAAUUGUCAACAAACAAUCCGACCUGGACAGGCUUCAAUCCGAAUCCGUCGAUUUAUCCAAAUGGGCUAACAAACCCAAGGUGCAAGAGGACGUCAAGAAGUUCCAAUUGAGACACGCCAAAAUCUUGGAAGAUUGUGAGAGGAGGAAGCAGGAGCUGGAGAACGAGAUGCAGGAAUACAAUAUUUAUCACCAAAGCUUGCAGGAUACAGAAAAAUGGAUUCUGCAGGUCUCCUUCCAUUUGAUGUCACACAACUCGCUUUACAUCACCAACAGGGAGCAAACUGAGGAGCAGAUCAAGCAGCACGAUAUUCUCGUGAAUGAUAUUAAGAACUACCAGAGCACCUUGAACGAUGUCAAGGCGAAGGGUCAGGCCCAGAUCGAUAGAUACGUUGCAUCCGCUCCCGCUAUCAAAAAUACCAUCCACCAACAAUUGACCAACGUCCAAGCUAGCUACGAUUCGCUCCUGAAUACUGCCUUGCAGAUCAACAAGAGAUUACUCGAGACCUUGGCCAAAUUUAACGAGUACGAAGAAACUUUGGAGAGUAUCAUGAAGAACCUCGAAGUGUACGAACCAAUCAUCGAGAAAGAGUUCGACAAACCCACGGAGAACGCAGCGGAAGCUAAGACUCUCCUAGAAUCUGCUAAGAAUAUGCACAACAAAUUGCAAGCUGAGAAGUCGCGUUUGGCUUUAGCUGUUCAAGCUUGCGAAGCAGCCACCGCGUCUAUCAGCAGACCUGGAACUCCAGGUAGUUUUAGGGAUGAUGGACCAGCACCAAUUCCUCAAAGAGAAUUGGAGGUCAGAGCUAAACUGGAAGACCUUAUCGAUCAGGUACAAUCUCAUCUCGGUAACCUGACAUCAUCGGUUUCCGAUUUCGAAGAAAAAGCUAAGCAGAGAUUAGCUCUGAAGGACUGGAUUCUUGGGCAGAAGGCGGUAGUAACCGACUGGAAGCUGAGACCCAGCAAGCUGAGAGCUGACGCCGCCAAGCAAGAGCUGGCCAACAUGAACGAACUGCUGGAUUCCAUCAAUCAAAGACGCAACCAUUUGACCAACGAACUGCCAGGAAACACGCAGGAAAACGCGGAACUGGAGAAGAUGCUCGACAAUCUCGAGAGGGAAUUAUGCGAGGUGAUUUCGCAGAAGCAGGCAGAUCAAGAUGUCAUCGACGAGUACAGGCAGAACAUCCAAACCAUCAACAACUGGUUCGAUAAUCUGAUCAAACGCGUUGACGCCGUUGACAAGGGCUCCGGAUUGACUUGUCUGCAGAAGCAAUCUGCUUUAGAAGAGUUGCAAGCCGAAUUCGACGAUCAAGGACCUAAACGCGUCGAUGAAGUGAAACGUCUAGCCGCUCUCGUUCUCGAAUUCGUCAAUAAUUUGGACUCUCAACAGAUCGAAGAGCAAAUGAAGGGCGUUGAUAGGAGGUACAAGGAUAUUACCAAACGUCUCCAACGUAAGGCUCAAGUAUUAGAGACGACGCGUAAGGGAAUAGAUGAUACCAGAAACGAAAUUGAACAAGCGAGACUGUGGUGCAAGGAAAGAUUAUCCGAGCUCAAUAAACCAACCUCUCUUGGAUACGAGAGUCGCAAAGCCGAAGAAAGACUGACUUCACUUAAAUCGCUCCUCAAGGAUGCCGAUAACAAGUUGGUACUUAAAGAAACAUUAUCUAAACGCGUCAGCAAUAUGAUGAACGAAAUUGAACCAUCCGAGCAAAAUCAAUUGGAAGCGUCUUUAAAGAAUUUGGGAUUGGAACAGGUGCAACUUGUUGAGAAGAUCAAGUCUGAAAUGGAUCGCAUCACUGCGGCUUGCAACACAAGAAGAAAUCUCGAAGCGAACCUCGAGAAGGCCAAAGCUUGGCUCAAAGCUAAGAACAAUGAAAUUCGUAAGCUCAGCGGUUAUCUUCCACUGAAAUCACAUAAAGUACAACAGGAGAUUGCGCAGCACAACAAGUACGAGAAGGAAAUCAGGCAGUUCAACGAAGGUGAUCUUAACGAUCUGCUGAAGUUGGGUAACAACGUGCUGAAGGAAUGCGACGAAGAGGAUCGUAUCCGCUUGCAGCAAUUGCUUGAUGAAGUUAAAGAAGAAUACGAUACUCUUCAAAAUGAAUCGAAGAACAAGAUCGAAGCUUUAUCGGAUCUGCUUCAAGGUAGGAAGCAGUUUGAAGAGGACAUCAAUAAUUGUAUCGAUUGGUUGAAGGAAGCCGAAGUGGCAACUUCAGCGGAGAUCCGCGCUCCAAACUUGGAGGUUCUUGAAGAACAAUUGUUAAAGUACGAUAAGCUUAACGAGGAGUCCAGGAAGGUCCAAGAGGACAUCGAUAAGAUCACCGAACAAGCUAAGGCUAUUCUACCAACGAUCAGCGAAAGCGACAAGCUGGAACUGAAUGAGACUUUGACAAACAUGAAAGAUAGACACAAGCGCAUCGCUGAUUUGAUUAUGGAUCGCACCAAUGCGCUUAAACAGAACAUCAAUCAGCAGAAGGAAGCUGCAAAUCGCAUCGCUGAAAGCGUGCAAUUUAUGCAAGACAUCCAAAAUGAGCUUAAGGAACUUAGCAAACCUAUUGGAAGUAAAGUGGACGACGUCCACCAUAUUCUGAGUACCUACGAGAGAAUCUUGAAGGACCUUAAAGCGAACAAGGCUAAAUUGAGCGACGUUCCGGGCGCUAACAAAGCGGAAUUACAGGGUAUUAUCAGCAUGCAAGACGAUCUGAUCAAAUCUAUAGAAGAUCAAAUCGCUAGAUUGAGGCAACUGUUAUUGCUGCGAGAACAAUUCAUUGCGCUAAUAACUGAGAUCAUGACUUUCAUAACUAAAUAUACUGAGAUCGUAAGGGACAUCGAGAAGUCCGGUACGACCAUCGAAGAGAAGAUCGAGAGGUACGACGAUGUCAUUAUCAAGAUACAAGAGUGCGAAGCUAUGUUGGCUUCUGCCGCCGAUAAGGGACAACAAAUUGCAGCUGAUGGAUCGGCACAAGACAGAAAUAGCAUUACAGAACAAAUACAAUCGCUUAAACAAUCCCUAACUAAUCUGAGGAGGGCCGUAGAGAAACAAAAGCAGAUCCACGAGAAUACAGCUGCAGAAUACAGGAAACUGGCUGCCGAGCUCGAAGAGAUCUUGGAUUGGUUGCACGCCAAUGAGACUACGGUACAAUCAAGACCAUUACUGAAACGCGAUCUGAAGAGCGUCGAGAGCGAGUUGAACAAACACAGAGAGUUAGCGGAAGAGGUCAACAAGUAUUUGGAUAGGGUUCGACAAGUGCAGGAAGCCACGAAGCAUGAUUCCUGCGUUCCCAGUUCGCUGCAGGAGCAGCUGUCCGAGGCUAAAUCUCUUCUGGCCUCUCUCCCAAGAGAGCUGGAAGAGCGCGAGAAGUAUUUGCUCAGCAAUAAGGCGUUGCGCGAACACUACGAAGAGCUUAAGCAGAAGUUGAACGAUUGGGUUAAGGAAGCGGAGAUUCGUAUGCAAGGCGACAAGGACGGCAUCGAUUUCGAGAAUAUCCUAUCCGAUUUGGAGGAGCACAAGAUCUUCUUCAGCACAGAAAACUCGAUGAAAGAGUUGGUCUCGCAGACCAUCCAACAAUCUGCCGAUAAGAUCUGGCCUAGUUUGACGCCCAACGAGCAGGAGGAGCUGAGCCGAGAGCAACAGCAGUGCACUCAACUGCUGAAGAACACUCUCAAUUUGGCGAAAUCGCAGAAGGCGCGCUUGGAGCAAGUGGCGGAGUCGUGGAAGGAUUACUGCGGUACUUUGGAUAAGGUCAAGGCCGUCGUCGCGAGGAGUCAGUUCACCGAUGAACCGGUGUCUGCAUUGGCCGGUCUGCACUUCAACAUCCAGAAGAUCGAGCACGUUCUCAACGACAUAAACAAUCAACAAGGGGAAUUGGACUUGCUGCGCGAGAGAGCGUCAGAGAUAUUGCAGCAUGCGGACGAGAGGAACCGGAAGACCAUCGAGCAACAGUUGUCGGAUGUGACCGGAGAGUGGACGAAGCUGGUGUCCACUUUGGAGUCGCGCAAGGACAUCAUGAACAAAUUGGCCGGAGUCUGGGAGACGUUCGAAGGACGUUGCCAGCACUUCGAGAGCCUACUUACAGGAAUCGAGGAGAGGUCCAAGCACGUCGACACCGUCGUCAGGAAUAAGCAGCAUGUGAUAACUACAUACAAAUCCAUUGAGGAGUUGCUUUCGGAGGCGAAUUCCUUGAAGCCUUUGCUCGAGGAAAUUCUUCAGCAAUCGAGCCCGGUUCUUCUGUACCUGGAGGAGUGCUCGAAGACCUCGGCGAAGGCGCUCUCCGAGCACCUCAAGAACCUCGGAGGCCACCACCAGAGGCUUUUGGAGAACCUUAACGAGAAACGGAACAAGACUAGCCAGGAUUUGGAAGCCAUCGGGGACGCUCUCGAUCGCAUCGCAUCCUCGAAGGAUCAACUGAAGAGACUGCAGGUCGAAGUGCGCGACUUCUACGUCUGGAACGAGAACGUCGAGCAGACCGAAUCACGGUUGAAGGAUCUGCGCGGACACGUGGAGAGUUCCGUGCAGAAAGCCAAAGACCUGCUCACUGGUAUCAGGAAUAAGUAUUUGGAGGAGCAACAGCUCGUACCCACAGAUCUUUCGCAGGAAAUUACGAAUCUCGAACUGCUGGCCGAAGCGCUCAGCAACGACAUGGACGAGAAAGAUAGGGAGUUCAAGAAGGCGCGUACCGUCCGCUCCGACUACCUCCGCGAUGUGGACGGUGUCCAGAGUUGGAUCAAGGAGGCCGAGCUGAAGGUCCGCGAUCGCUCCAUCGAGCCGCACGUCCUCAACGAGCAUCUGCAGCAGAUCCAAUCCGAAAUCGGAUCUAUCACGGAUCGCCUCGAGAAGCUAAUCAAGAAUGGAAAGGUUAUCAUGGAGAAGACAAAGGAUGAGGACGAGAAGGCUCUCGUACAAUCGACCAUCAACAAUCUGACCGAGCAGCUGCACCAGGUCAACUCGUGGCUUGAGGAGAAGAAGCAGCAGAUCAGCGAGACCAUCGACGCAUGGCAACGCUUCCUGGCCUUGCACCAAACGGUCAUGGCCUGGGUGCAAGACAAGAAGGUCUUCUUGAAGGAACCCCUACAACUUACUACACUGCAAGAGGCCAAGCAAAAAUUGCACGACUACUCGAAUGCCGUCAAGAGCUGCAAACCCGCAGCCAAGAAUCUGAGCGAAAUGGCCAAGGAAUUGGAGUACAUCGGCGCUGUAACGAACGUCGGAGAUUUGCCCCAGAAAAUGGAAGAGGCCGAGGAGGCCAAGGCCGAAGUCGAGAUGCAAAUCUUAGAAAGAAACGCUAGUCUACAAGAGACUUCCGAAGAAUGGGAGCAAUGCGAGAGGAAGAUGAAGGACGUAAGGACCUGGAUCGAGAAGACCAAGCACUCGCUGGAGUCUCAGCAAAAUAAGAAGAAACCGUUGCGUGAUCAGCACGCCGUCAGGGAGAAAAUGUUAGCCGACAUUCACAAUCAGAAGUUGAAGAUCGAGCUAUCAGUCGAGAAAUUGCAGUUGCAUUUCCGCUCCGGUAUCGGCGGAGACUCCAAGGUCACGGACGCCGCCAAGGAUCUGAUCCGUGAAUUGGACGUCCUGCAAGGCGGCAUCAAAGAUCAAUGCGUGCAGCUCGAAACUUCCAUCGCCCAGGUCGACCAGUACCAAUCCGAGGUGCAGAAGCUGAGGCAGCAGAUCGUCAAGGUCGAGCAGCAGCUGAGGGCCGUCAUGGCGCCGACGCAUCUUCCCCACGACAGAGACCAAGCGGCUAGAGAUCAACAGGCGUGCAGAGACCGGGUCCGCGCGUUGCAAAGUAAAAUGAUGGCUCGGAAUGAGCGCAUCAAACUCAUCAUGCAGCGAGGAACACCGGACUCGGAGCCUCUCGACACUUAAACCAAACCAAAGAUAAUAAUGAACUAUAAAAAAAA